Cicer arietinum (chickpea) is the source of this 2973-nucleotide messenger RNA. RefSeq names its product pentatricopeptide repeat-containing protein At4g04370. The record is from RefSeq and is a predicted model, not a curated record. NCBI's taxonomy places the organism in Eukaryota, Viridiplantae, Streptophyta, Magnoliopsida, Fabales, Fabaceae. Gene Ontology annotation, molecular function: protein binding; RNA binding. Gene Ontology annotation, biological process: RNA modification.
AUUAUGUUUAGUCGCAGCUGAUGUGAUUUCAAUCACAUUUGUAAUUGUGAAGAGAAGACUUCAAAAACUAUCAUGUUGCGAUCCGAAACAUAGUUGUGAGCCUUUGCUUUUAAAAUCACGCGGACAAGGUUAUAAUUGUACUAUCUGAUUUUGGCAUACAAAUUAUGAGUGGGUGGAAUAUUUUUUCUGCACAUUAUGUCAAUCAUUUACUUUUGUUAAUUACAGUACUGUUUUUAACAGUUACACCCAAAUAGGUUAUUUACAUAAAAAUUAAUUUCAUGUAGGAUCCAUGAAUUGAAUUCCAGUAACUUAUUUAAAUGUAACUAGAAUAAAAAAGUAGUGGUGUUUUUAUUUUUUCAGGUAAAAAUAAAUUACUUGAUUUCUUCAUAUGCAAGUAAGAGUAAUGGUUAAGAAAAUGAUUUACAUAAAUUAGUGAAGGAAAACAUUUAUGCCCUGAGGUGAGCAGAGGAAUGGAUGAUGUUCAGAUACAAGGCAAAACCGCAAUCACUAGUGAGUCUCAAUCAUAAAAAACAAUGGAUGCUGUCACUUCCAACACCACACCCUUCUUCACCUCCUGCUUCAGCCACCACCAAUUCAUUCAAUGCAAUUAUCAACCGCCAUUCAACCCAAGGUGCUCACCGUCAAGUUCUCAUCACCUAUUCCUCCAUGCUCAAUUCACACAUCCCUUCUGACGCAUACACUUUCCCCAGUCUUCUCAAAGCAUGCUCCUCUCUCAACCUCUUUCACCUCGGCCUUACCCUCCAUCAACGCAUCCUCGUUAAUGGGUUGUCCACUGAUUCCUACAUUGCAUCUUCUUUGAUCAAUUUCUAUGUUAAAUUCGGGUAUUCUUAUUUUGCCCGCAAAGUGUUCGACUUUAUGCCUGACAAGAAUGUUGUACCUUGGACUACCAUUAUUGGGUGUUAUUCUAAAAUGGGCAAUGUUGAUGAGGCUUUUUCUUUGUUUCAUCAAAUGCGUUACCAGGGAAUUCAACCCAGUAGUGUUACUCUCUUGAGCUUGUUGUUUGGUGUUUCAGAGCUUUCUCAUGUUCAGUGUUUGCAUGGUUGUGCAACGUUUUUUGGGUUUAUGUCAGAUUUGAACUUGUCAAAUUCUAUGCUGAAUUUGUAUGGGAAAUGUGGAAGCAUUGCAGAUUGUAGAAAAUUGUUUGAUUGUAUGGAUCAAAGAGACAUUGUUUCAUGGAAUUCUUUGUUAUCUUCCUAUGCCCAGAUUGGUGAUGUAUGUGAAGUUUUGUUACUUCUUGAGACGAUGAAGGUACAAGGUUUGGAGCCUGGUUUACAGACUUUUGGGUCUGUGUUGUCUGUGGCUGUGUCAAGAGGUGAUAUGAGAUUGGGAAGAUCAGUGCAUGGCCAGAUUUUAAGAGCUGGUUUUGACUUGGAUGCACAUGUCGAAACAUCAUUGAUUGUAAUGUAUUUAAAAGGUGGGAACAUUGAUGUUGCAUUUAGAAUGUUUGAGAGGAGUUUAGAUAAGGAUGUAGUUUUGUGGACAGCAAUGAUCUCAGGUCUUGUGCAGAAUGAGAAUGCAGACAAAGCACUUGAUAUUUUCGAUCGGAUGUUGAAAUUUGGAAUGAAAUCAUCUACUGAGACUAUUGCCAGUGUGAUUACAGCUUGUGCUCAAAUGGGGUCUUAUAAUUUAGGGAGAUCUAUUCAUGGUUAUAUAGUAAGGCAAGAAUUGUCUUUGGAUACUGCUGCUCAUAACUCUCUUGUUACCAUGUAUGCAAAGUGUGGCCACUUCGAUCAGAGUUCUAUUGUAUUUGAUAAGAUGAGCAAAAGGGAUUUAGUUUCAUGGAAUGCUAUAGUUGCUGGAUAUGCUCAAAACGGCUAUGUAUGUAAGGCCUUUUCUUUUUUUAAUGAAAUGAGGUCUUGUCAGCUAAGACCUGAUUCAAUAACCGCUGUCUCCCUUCUGCAAGGGUGUGCGUCCACCGGGCAACUACACCCUGGAAAAUGGAUCCACGGGUUCGUAAUAAGAAAUGGUCUUAGGCCGUGCAUCGUGGUUGAUACUUCUUUGGUAGACAUGUACUGUAAAUGUGGUGAUUUGGAUACUGCUCAAAGGUGUUUCAACCAAAUGCCAGGUCAAGAUUUGGUUUCAUGGAGUGCCAUAAUUGCAGGAUAUGGUUAUCAUGGUAAAGGGGAAACUGCAUUGAGGUUAUACUCAAAGUUUCUAGAGAGUAGUAUUAAACCCAACCAUGUGAUUUUCCUCUCAGUUUUAUCUUCUUGUAGUCAUAGUGGACUUAUAGAUCAGGGCUUGAACAUAUACGAAUCUAUGACUAGAGAUUUUGGCAUUGCGCCAAAUCUUGAACACCAUGCUUGUAUGGUGGAUCUCCUUUGUCGUGCUGGGAAGGUCGAAGAGGCGUAUAACUUGUACAAGAAAAUGUUCUCAGAUCCUGUACUUGACGUGUUGGGCAUAAUCCUCGAUGCUUGUCGAGCAAAUGGUAAUGAUGAACUUGGUGAUACAAUUGCUAAUGAUAUUCUCAAGCUGAGGCCUAUGAGUGCUGGAAAUUAUGUACAACUAGCACAUUGCUAUGCUUCAAUAAACAAGUGGGAAGGAGUGGGUGAGGUAUGGACUCAUAUGAGAUCUCUUGGCUUGAGGAAAAUUCCUGGAUGGAGCUUUAUUGACAUACAUGGGACCAUCACUACAUUUUUCACAGAUCAUAACUCACACCCUCAGUUUCUAGAAAUAGUGAAUACAAUCAAAAUUUUGAGAAAGGAAAUGGACAUAAUGGAGGAAGUGGACAUUAGUUUUUGAAAGCAUCCACACUCAUCAUUAUAACAUACAUAUGCUGAAAAGCUAUUUAAACACUGAAUAUUUCCAAGAUUGGCUAGCACUCUUGAAUUGUGCAGUGCUUCCGAUAAAAAUUAUUUGAAAUAUUGAAUGGUCAAUUGGAGAUUUUGGGGGCUUGUGAAAUAAACUAUUUGGAUUUAUCCUAUAACAUAUUAACACUUGAAUAAGUGUUUUGAA